This is a messenger RNA of Cajanus cajan (pigeon pea), 968 nucleotides long. Its product is annotated as polyadenylate-binding protein 2. The record is from RefSeq and is a predicted model, not a curated record. Lineage: Eukaryota; Viridiplantae; Streptophyta; Magnoliopsida; Fabales; Fabaceae. Gene Ontology annotation, molecular function: poly(A) binding.
GGUAUAUUUAAGUAAAAUUCUGAAAAUAAAUGAUUAUUGGAGUAAAGUAGAAGUAAAGCCGGUGAAAGGAGAAGAGAAGGUGCAGGUGAGGGCGCAUCGGUGACAGCAUGGAAAACGACGACGUUGAUAUGCUCGGUGAUGACAACAACGAAGCUGAAUUGGAUGAUAUGAAGAAGCGCUUGAAGGAAAUGGAAGACGAAGCCGCUGCUUUGCGGGAAAUGCAGGCCAAGGUCGAGAAGGAGAUGGGAUCUGUGCAAGAUACUGCUACCGCUGCUGCAACUCAGAACAAUAAAGAGGAAGUAGAUGCUCGAUCAGUUUUUGUAGGCAAUGUGGACUAUGCAUGUACUCCCGAAGAAGUGCAGCAGCAUUUCCAAUCAUGUGGUACUGUAAACCGAGUCACCAUUCGGACUGAUAAGUUUGGCCAACCAAAGGGUUAUGCCUACGUAGAGUUUCUUGAAGUAGAGGCUGUUCAAGAGGCUCUUUCGCUGAAUGAAUCUGAGCUACAUGGGCGUCAAUUGAAGGUAACUGCUAAGAGGACCAACAUACCAGGGAUGAAGCAAUAUCGUCCUCGCCGGCCAAAUCCUUACAUGGGAUUUCGAGGCAGACCCCCCUAUGCACCUCCUUUUGCCUAUGCUCCUUUUGGAUAUGGAAAGGUUCCAAGUUUCAGAAUGGCAAUGCGCUAUAGCCCCUAUUAUUGAAUAUGUCCAAUUGUGCUGAAACGGAUCUAUUGAUUAUUGGAUGGAAGGGCAUGACACCCUACUCCCUGAUUUAGUGUCAUGACUAAUGAUUUGGCCGUUCGUUCAGUAUGAGGGAUUUGUCUGGCCACCGAUUUAGCAGCAAUCCUUGUAAACCUAUGUGUUUUCUUCUGCUUUGUUCUGGUAUUUGAUAUAUAUAUUAAGAUGUUCUUUGUAAAAGUAUCCUUGUUAGAAAUGGUUAAUAUACGGGCUUUUUAGUUGCCUUUCUUUUUC